Molecule: messenger RNA, 2069 nt
Organism: Amphibalanus amphitrite
Lineage: Eukaryota; Metazoa; Arthropoda; Thecostraca; Balanomorpha; Balanidae
Product: NADH-cytochrome b5 reductase-like
Exons: 2
Coding region: 340-1407 (355 amino acids)
Molecular function (GO): oxidoreductase activity
Source: RefSeq, a predicted model, not a curated record
AGUCGGGUUUUGUUUGUGUUGUGUGGUGGGUUUGUCAAAUUUCGACGUCUUUUUCAUUUUUAUGCAAAGGUGGUUGGUUAUCAGAAAACUGGUGCCCUGAUUUGGCACUACGGACAGAUGACUGAGAGACAGUUUCAGAAUCAGGUAUCAUUUUUAUUUCUGCUGUUUCUUGGAGGAUGCCAGCAUCACACUGUUGCAAAAUGUGAGAUCUACUUCAACAUUGCUUACGAAAAAUGGUGGACCUCAGUCUCACUCACCUUAACAAUCUUGAAAUUGGUUUGGUUUGAGUCAAUUGCAGGUGGUUCGUAUCUAAAAGGUCGCCCCACCAUGCAAUGAAGGAUGAAUUCUUAUGAGCAAGAGUCAUCAGUUUCAGAUCACUCAUCAAACAGUGAUGAGUGCAUCUUUGUGGAGACUUCUUUUCCAACAAACUCAGCUGACAAGAGUUCAACUGAGCUAAACCACAGCUCUAACGAGUCCCCCGGCAGGCUGGACCGGGCAGAGGGCGACCACAGCCCCGACACUGGUGAGGAGCCGCGGCGGCCGCUCGACUCAGAGUGCUGCGGCAGCGGCUGUUCACCAUGCGUGUUCGACCUGUACGACCGAGACCUGGCUGCGUGGCGGCGGCGGCGGCUACGGCAGCCCGAACUCGCCACCAUCAGUGCCAGCCCGCUCCGACCAGACCGCUUCACGGCCCUGACGCUGACGUCCAUCACGGCUCUGUCAGACUCGGCCAGUCUGUACCGUUUCUCGCUGCCAGCAGGGACGUCCCUCUGUCUUCCGCCGGGCGGCCACCUUCGUCUUCGUGCCGACGACGCCGGGCGCAGCGUCACGCGCGCCUACACACCCGUCUCUCCGCCUGACGCUCAGGGCUACUUCGAGGUGUACAUCCGGCUGUACCCGUCCGGCGCCAUGUCGAGCUGCGUGCGCCGCUGGCGAGUGGGCCAGCCGGCGCUGUGGAGCGGGCCGUUUGGGGAGUACCGUCCGCGGCCGACCGACCGGCGGCUGGUGUUUCUCGCCGCCGGCACCGGUGUGGCGCCGUUCGUCAACCUGGUCCGGGCGGCGGUGGAGGACGAGGACUCGGAGACGCGGCUGACGCUGCUGCUGGCCGUGCGGCGUCUCCAGGACGUGUUCCCGCGGGACCAGCUGGCGCAGUGGGCCAGCUACUGGAACUUCACCUACCAGCUGUUUGUCAGCGGAGCGAGGGAGGGUACGGACGGCGCCGCUCCCCGCUACAGAGAGCCCGUGCGGUGGCGCCGCCUACAGGAGCGGGACGUGCGAGAGGUGGCGCUCCAGUCGGCCGCAGGGUCAACGCGCUAUCUGGUGUGCGGUACACGAUCAUUCGAGAAGGAUGUGCUCAAUUAUUUGCAACGUGCGGGGGUAUGUGAUGAUGAUGUGUUCCGAUUUUGAAUCUACCAGGGGUUUGUGAGAAUUCGUUGUCCGUUACACCCUGUGAGUUGAGGGCACUGUCUGUAUUGAACGUUAGGAAAGUGUGAGGUGUGAAAUGUGAUAAUUUGUGGAUUUUAGUGGCACCCGUUCCGUCGUUUCCAUCCUCAAGAUAUUCAAAUCCUUCUCCUCCACGCCGCAACCCCUUCUCCGGGCUGGACAGGCAACUUUAUUCCAUGCGGGCGCUCCCAUUGGAGCGCACCGCAGCUUCUAAGGGAGCUGCGGUUGGCGCCACAAGAUUUCAUUAUCCCGUAGUCGGGUGCAGUGAGUGCUUUGGGGUUGGUCGGCCUCUCCUAUCGGAUGCCCGGCGACUCACUAGGGUGCCUGCUCAGACCAAGCAAUGCCACUCCCUAAUUCCAAGCAUCCUCCCGGCUCUGCAUUGGCCUCAUUGGCCCGAAAGAGACUAGCUCAACAAAACAAAACAAAGUUGUACCGGCGGUGCCGAUCGUUUGGGUACGUUCCUGAUGUGUUUUUUUUUUUCGAUGUCGUACUUCCAAAGAAUAACCGCCGCGCAUCUGUUUCAUUUGACUUAUUGACUGUCUUAAUGUUGCAACUAAUAACUCGGUAACUACGCUAACCGUAAAUUAUUUGCUUUAGCAAGCCAAAUGCGGUGUUGCCAACUGUAU